Messenger RNA from Macrobrachium nipponense, 1018 nucleotides. RefSeq lists its product as uncharacterized. Gene Ontology annotation, molecular function: calcium ion binding. Bases 55 to 666 code for a protein of 203 amino acids. The transcript has 3 exons. Lineage: Eukaryota; Metazoa; Arthropoda; Malacostraca; Decapoda; Palaemonidae. Gene Ontology annotation, biological process: homophilic cell-cell adhesion. The record is from RefSeq and is a predicted model, not a curated record.
AGCGUCCUUGGGCUGAGGAGCGGGUGGAAGGAAUCGGCAGGAAGAACCAAAGCGAUGACGAUGACCCCCAAAAGAAAAGGACCCGAGGACGAGUCCCAAACCACCUUCCUCGAGCUGCUCAAACUCUCUCGGGCCGAACCUGCCAAAGAGACCAAAGGAGGUAGUAAUGCUGUGACCAGCAGUGGAGUCAGCACUACAGUCAUCACUUCCGUUGGAGCCAGUCGUAGUCAAGAUAUUGCAUUGGUUGGACCCCCUGACCAUCAGUAUCCUCACCACUUACCAGGGGAAGACUUAAGAAAUUAUGCAUAUGAAGGCGAUGGAUCUUCUUCAGGAUCUCUUUCUUCUACUAUAUCUGGUUUAAGAACCGAAUUAGAACGCGAUGAACCAGGCAGAGUUACAGCUGCCGAAUUUGCUGAAGUAAUGGACCUUUUGAAGAACCUUCCAGAGCCUCCAAAAUCCUCUAUCCUUCUCGCCAGACUCAAAGAAAAACGAACUUCAGCGAAGGAAGUCAGCGACCCCGAAGACAUAUCCAAGGUGUCAAUGGGGUCAUCAAGGAAGAGGGAGCUUCAGAAUACCGAGCACUGUCAAAACUCCUCUUCUUCGUCUCCUCCAACUGCGUCUUCAGGGUCUUUUCCUGGCCCUCCGAAGGAAAAGAGGAAUAUCUAAGAGGCCUCCUUCCGCCAAAGGUACCCAGUUGGUCUGUAGUCAAGAUGAACUCAUUGCAGCCUGUUAGUGACAACCUUGUUAGUUUAAUCAUUUUUUAUUUAAAGCAGGAAAAGUUUAGCGUUUUAGUUGUAAACAGACGAUUUAUUUUAGCAUAAAAUUCAACCAAAAAGAACUGGCAAUAUUGGUUAGUAUAAAGUUUAUAUAUAAAAAAAUGUACAAAUAAUUAAUUUAGUUUAGCACAAAAAAAUGUUUGCAAUUUUGAUAUUUUUACCAAGCCUAGUUAUAUCAUUUGUGUACUACGAGAUUUUUUCCACAAAAUUGAAUAACAUUUAGAUGUUUUAUACCUUUAUAU